This is a messenger RNA of Physeter macrocephalus (sperm whale), 2001 nucleotides long. RefSeq names its product leucine-rich repeat-containing protein 37A2-like. Lineage: Eukaryota; Metazoa; Chordata; Mammalia; Artiodactyla; Physeteridae. The record is from RefSeq and is a predicted model, not a curated record.
AUGCUUUUUAUUACUAGAAUAAUUUCUAAUAUAUUACUACUCACAAAUAGGAACUCAGAAAGGGACUCGAGAAGGAUCUUACCUAGCCGUAUGGCCUGCUGCUUCUGCCAAUUUAAAAAUACUAUUGAGGUUGUCUGUAAGACAGUCAAGCUGCGUUGUGACAGUGAAUGCCUGAUGUAAGUCUCACGUUGUGAUGAAGAAACAUCUACAGGGAAUGCAGGAGGAUCGUUGAUGAAGGUGUUACAAGCCCGGAAGAAGAACAACAGCACCGCGCUGACUACUGAGUCAGAGAGGGCAUCCUCAGAUAAAAGUGCAGUCAGCUUGUCAGGCUUCAUGAAUGAGCAGCUGGACUUUACUAAUAACAGUGAUAUUAUCAGUGCACUAAAUUACAUACUGCCUUAUAUCUCAGAGGGAAAUCUAGGAGAUGUGGAAUCAACAUUAUUACCAUUCAUUCAACUUCUUUUUUCAAAUACACAAGAUGGAGAUAUAUUGCUGGGCCUUUUGAAAAACAAUACAAGGAGCCCUUCUGUUAAACCUGUACGCAACAAUUCAACUAACAAAAAUAAAUUGAGGAAACUCCAUUUUCUUGAAAAUCUGUUAGAUGCAGAAACUCAAGAAAAAAUUGAUGAGGUUAAAAAGGAAGAAAAACCUGCCACACGUACACAUUCCAACAUUUUAAGUGCCAUGUUUAAACACUACAUCUUUCAAAAGAAAUUGGAAACUACCCAACCACAGAAGGACAGCCUAGCAAAGAUUGAGAGUACAGAGGAAAAGCUGUUGAGAGUGAAGAGGGUCCUCAAGGGCCCAAGGGGCAUACAGAAAAUGCACCUCAAAGCAGUGGGAGAUGAGAGCAUCAGGAGGAAACAGAAUGCCCAGCCAUCUGUGGCGAGCACUGCCGAAGAAAGAAAGUUCAGGAGGCCAUCCCCAAGAAAGCUGAAACAGCUUCUCAUGGUGCCGAGGCCCAGGAAGCUGGUGGGAAAGUCCUCCAAUGCAGAGUCUUCAUUCAUAAAGGAACCCAAGGCAGCAGGCUCCUCUUCCCUGAAACAGUACUUCAAGGGCAGGCCUUCUGCCUCCAUCCCUCCAAAAUCCCCAUCUGGGGUUAAAAAUAAAUCAAAAGACUUAUCCAACACUAUUCGUGUUUUAGAAGAUGCAAAGGCUAGAGUUAGAAAUAUUAAGGCCUUUGAACUAAUCUGACAUUCUGGGAAAAAAUACAUCUUCCAUAAAAUUAGGUCUCAUCGGGUCCACAGAAAACCCAAAGUCAAAAGGAGUCGAAAGUUCAGAAAGAAAAGUUCACUCAAUAGAAUGAUGCUUGCAAGCCCUCCGUUCUCUGUAGUGAGGAGUCUCAUAAAUUCCCCUCCACAAGAGGCUGUUUCAUCUUCAGGAGAAGUGACUCCUCAGGAACAUCCUUUUCCAGAAUUAGUUUCUCUUUCGGACCCUUCUACAGAAACCACUACUUCAGAAAACAAUACUGCACAAAAUGUUUCUGAAGAAAUUAUUUCUACAGGAAACUCCACUCUGCCAGGAGGAACCGGACCUGGAAACACUACCCAUAGGAACGACUGCACUGCACACUCUACUGUUGCUGCAGACAGCAGUAUGCCAACUGUUCAACAUACCAACGAAACAUGGGAGCACCACAACACGGGCACUGAAUUCUCCUCUAAGCCCACAGUCUUCAUUUUCCCAGGGCUCACAUCCCCGGCUGAUCAAGUUGAAAGUCACCUAAACCAGCAGCUACGGUCCCUCAUCCCCAGCAAUGAAGUGCAAAUGCUUAUUUCUCAUGUUAUCCAGGCUUCGAAAAUGGACUGCUUGGAGACCCACGUACAGCUGGCCUGUGCCAACCUCCUCUCUAGAACAGGCCUCCUGAUGAAGCUUCUCAGCAAACAGCAAGAAGUAAAGGUGUCCAAAGCGAAAUGGGAUACGGACCAGUGGAAAACUGACAACUAUAUCAGUGAGAGCACAGAAGCCCAGAGUGAGCAGAAAGAGCAGGAGUCAAGUGAG